UCUAAUUUGUAUUUUUAGGCCAUUUUAUCCCUAACCAUUUGGUGUUUGUUUGCGUAUAGUCAGAGCAAUCGAGGAAGAUGGCUUCGCCGGCUAUGGCUUCUUCCACUCAAUUCCUUCACACUUCCUUUCCUCGUCUUCCGAACCUCAGGCUCAAGUACAAUCCUCUCGCUUUUCCCUCGUUUCUCCCUCCUAAACCCACCAUUACUUUCCACUCCAAUCCUCAAUCCAUCCGUCAUUUUCCACUUGUUCGUGGUGCUUUGGUCUCUCCUUCCUCUGCUCUUUCGCCGGAACUGCCCCUUCAAGCUUCCCCAACCUCACCGCCGGAAAUUCUCUCAGGCUCAACCCGUACUCUUGCUACCAUAUUUGCCCUAGGUUUAUCUAUAUCUCGCUUGUGCAUCAAUCUAAUUCAGAAAAUCCCACUCGUUCCUGGGCCGGAGCAGCUUGCUGCAAUUCUGAACCUUCAGAGAAAUGCUAUCUGUGCCGCCGGUCCUCUCUUCUUUGCGUCGUUGCGGGACCGUCCCAGUGGUUAUUUGAACACUCCGCUCACUGUUGUGGCCGCUGGACUCGCCAAGUGGCUCGACAUCUAUAGUGGGGUUUUGAUGGUUAGGGUUUUGCUUAGUUGGUUCCCCAACAUUCCGUGGGAGCGUCAGCCUCUCUCAGCUAUUCGGGACCUUUGUGAUCCUUAUUUGAACUUGUUUCGAAAUAUUAUUCCUCCCGUAUUUGAUACGCUUGAUGUUAGUCCGCUUCUAGCUUUCGCUGUUCUGGGCACUCUUGGCUCAAUUCUCCAUGGCAGCAGCGGCUGAUUGUUUAUAAAGUUUCAGCUAUUCAUCGAGUGGUGAAAUGCUGUAUGCAGAGUUUAUCUUCAAUGUUAGCUUCAUCUUCGAUAUUUUGUAUUUCAUUAUUGUAGGGAUACACUUACCACAAUAAUUUCGUCAGGUUUCAAUAUAUAAAUUUUGAUAGUUUUUGGCAUUAUUUUACUUGAUUAGUUGAUUUCAGAUUGUAUUAGAUUGUAUUCUGUUAUAUGUACUCUGAAUAACAGAUACUUGAAUAUUUCUCCAA
This is a messenger RNA of Prosopis cineraria, 1059 nucleotides long. RefSeq names its product ylmG homolog protein 1-2, chloroplastic-like. Gene Ontology annotation, biological process: chloroplast fission. The coding region runs from base 78 to 803 and encodes 241 amino acids. NCBI's taxonomy places the organism in Eukaryota, Viridiplantae, Streptophyta, Magnoliopsida, Fabales, Fabaceae. The record is from RefSeq and is a predicted model, not a curated record. Gene Ontology annotation, cellular component: membrane. The transcript has a single exon.